AUGCACGUUUCCUACCUUUCGCAUUUUAUCCUUUUUAGAGGCCACAGCUUUGAGGGCUUUGCCUUAAAGGGCAAGGGCAUUAACAGUGGAGGGAUUGGCGAGAGUUUUCGGCAUCCCACCAAGGUUCAAAUGUUCCUCCAAUACCAGCGACGUCUCGUUGGUUUUUCACAAGGCCACUGCGUCGGGGCGUUUGAUUCAGAGCUGAAACCGCGCUGCCCAGACAAUCUCAAAAGCACAGGUGGACAACAUCAGAAAAGAGAGGAUGAGUGGAACUUUGAAGAGAAGAGGAGUGGACAGAGUUCAGAAUUCCUUAAAACUGAAGCUGUGGAGAAUGGAAGGAUUCGUGAGGAUUAUUGUCUCAGGCUUUUCAAGCAAGCACACGUCUCAGCUGGAAUUGACUUCGACAAGUAUGACAACAUUGAGGUGACGACGCAUGGAGGUGCAAAAGAUGUGACCGCGAUCGAGACGUUUCAAGAGGCCUGCGAGAGAUACUCUUUGCCUGAUGAAUUGACUGCCAACAUUCAACGUUGUGGCUACGGAGUUCCCACUCCUGUGCAGAAGCACAGCAUACCUGCGGUGCUCGAAGGAAAUGAUGUGCUGGUGACCGCGCAAACUGGAAGUGGGAAGACAGCUGCCUUUUUGAUUCCAAUCAUUACUGCAGCGUUGAAAGCUGGUCCCAAGCCUGCUAAGGAAGGCGCCGUGUGCCCUACCAGCGUGGUGCUGUCACCCACCCGCGAGCUCUGUCAGCAAAUCACAGUCGAGGCUGAAAGGCUGACCUUUCGAAGCGGUGCACGUGUUUGUGCAAUUUAUGGCGGAGCCGAUGCUAUUCCACAACUGCGAAAAUUUGCUGGGGGCAUCGAGAUUGUGGUGUGCACUCCUGGCCGACUUGAGGACUUCCUGCAACGUGGUGUGUUGAGCAUGAAGGAGGUAAAAUUCCUUGCUCUGGACGAAGCCGAUCGCAUGCUGGACAUGGGAUUCGAGCCGCAAAUUCGUGAAAUCAUUGAGAACCAUGGCAUGCCGGAGGCUGGAAAUGGCAGAGAGACCAUGAUGUUCUCCGCCACUUUCCCAUCGGAGAUCCAAGAGUUGGCCGGUGAUUUCCUGGACUCGAAGUAUCGAAGCAUUUCAGUAGGCGCAGUUGGUGCAACAACCAGCAGUGUGGAGCAGCGCUUUGAGUUCCUGGGUGCACCAAAAGUCAAAACUCUUACGGACGCGACCAGUGCAGACAAAUUCGAGCUUCUCCUGGACGCAUUGAAGGAGGUUGAGGGCGAGCAGGGCGCGGCAAAGACCAUUGUCUUUGCAAACUCCAAGGACAUGGUCGAUGACCUUAGAUACCGCCUGAGAGACAGCCGUGUUCGAUGCACCAGCAUGCAUGGAGGUGUCAGCCAAGCGCAACGUGAUCGGGCUCUGAGCGAUCUCAAGGGUGGCCUUGCCAAUGUCUUGGUAGCCACUGAUGUCGCUGCCCGUGGCCUUGAUUUGCCCGGAAUCGACCAUGUGAUAAACUAUGAUCUGCCACAGAACGCAGAGGACUAUGUGCAUCGUGUUGGCCGAACAGGUCGUAUUGGGAAUAAGGGCGUGGCCACGUCCUUUGUUGGCCGCAGGGAGCCCGCACUGAAGGACUGGCUGGAUGCUGAUGCUUUAGGCUACGGCUACAAGGGACAUUUUGACGCUAUUUUAGUGUUUCAGGCCGCCGCCAGAGGUAGCCAGUAG
Molecule: messenger RNA, 1707 nt
Organism: Durusdinium trenchii
Lineage: Eukaryota; Dinophyceae; Suessiales; Symbiodiniaceae
Source: the annotation of a GenBank genome assembly